Molecule: messenger RNA, 1017 nt
Organism: Cimex lectularius (bed bug)
Lineage: Eukaryota; Metazoa; Arthropoda; Insecta; Hemiptera; Cimicidae
Product: B-cell receptor-associated protein 31
Exons: 1
Coding region: 234-926 (230 amino acids)
Biological process (GO): endoplasmic reticulum to Golgi vesicle-mediated transport; intracellular protein transport
Cellular component (GO): endoplasmic reticulum; endoplasmic reticulum membrane
Source: RefSeq, a predicted model, not a curated record
AAAUCAUCUCUCUGAUUAGGAAAGUUUGGCAAUAGAUAAUUUCUAGUCAGUGCUGUAUUUUCUAUUGUGAAUUUUUCAUUGAUUAUCUUUAUCGAAGGAUUGGAACUAUCGAUCUCGUGGACUUGUGUGAACAUGAGGUGGUGUAAUAGUUAACUUGUGAAGAAAACUCGUGAAUACCAUUGUCCGGCAUUAGAGAAAUUCGUUGAUUUGUAGUUUGACAGAAAACAUCCGAGAUGAGUUUGCAGUGGACUUUAGUUGCCGGUUUCCUCUACGUGGAAAUAGCCGUGGUCGGACUUUUUGUUUUGCCUUUUAUUUCGGCGAAAAGGUGGCAUCAGUUUUUCAAAUCAAGAUUCGUCCAAGUCUUGAGAAACCAAGCAAACUGGUAUUUUGGCUUUGUCCUAUUGAUUCUAGUACUUUUUCUGCUCGACGCUAUCAGGGAGAUGAGAAAGUACUCGAACAAAGAACAUUUGGAUGCGUCUCACCACUUGGAAAGUGAGUUGCAAAUUAGCAUGAGGCUGUUCAGGGCUCAGAGGAAUUUUUACAUAUCCGGUUUUUCUCUGUUCCUCUCCAUUGUGAUUCGACGAUUCGUGUCUCUUUUAUCCAGCCAGGCGACUUUGAUGGUAGAAAAAGAAGCUGUUCUGAAGCAGGCGGUGUCCGCUUCGAAGGCUGCGAGGAAUCUUAUGAGCCAGGGGGCCGGUGAAGCGGCGCAAAACAGUUCCAACGAAGCGCACCAAGAAGAGGUCAACAAGCUGAAUGAAAAAAUCAAUGAACUUACGGAAGAACUUGCAAAAAUGACCAAAGACAAAGAAGCUGCCCUCACCCAGGCCAAAAACGUUGGACAAGAAUUCGACAAACUGUUGGAUCAACACAACAAACUGGAAGAAAAACUAAAUGCGACAAGUCAAGAAUCCAAAAAAGAUCAUUAACAUACCCUAAUAUAAAAUUAUCGUGAGAUGUUUGUAACAACAUAUUAGAUUUGUUACCGGGAUGUUUAUGUUAAUUAAUUGUAUAUAUUUU